CGUUGUUACAUUUGCGAAGCAACACUCGUAUCGAAUAACGCCUCUGCCACCAGGUCACGAUCUAAGUGACUCAAUAUGGUCAAACCAUUAAGCUUUAAAGGCGACAAGAAGCAUAAGAAGAGAAAGCGUGUUGAAGCAGAUCCUUCUGCUGAAAAUGCAGGUCCUAGCGGAGCAGUGGUGGCUACGACAGCAGACAAUGUAGAGAAUGACGAUACUUGGGUUUCGGCUGAUGUAGUAGGCGAUAUUCAAGGCCCAAUUCUCUUCGUACUUCCGACAGAACCCCCGACAUGUUUAGCUUGCGAUGCCAAUGGGAAGAUUUUCACUGACCCUAUCGUGAACAUUAUCGAUGCGAACCCUGCCAGUGCCGAGCCGCAUGAUGUCCGUCAGGUAUGGAUUGCGAACAAGAUUCACGGUACGGAAUUUUUCAGGUUCAAGGGUCGCUAUGGAAAGUACCUGAGCUGCGACCAGUACGGUAUCUUAAGUGCGACAUCUGAAGCUAUCUCCAGUUUCGAGACAUGGACGGUGAUUGCGACAGCUGACACACCGGGCACGUUCCAGAUUCAGACACAAAGGGAUACAUUUUUGACGACCAAGGAGUCAUCCAAGGCAAAUAGUACACCUGAAGUCCGUGGAGAUGCUACAGAGAUCAGCUUUGAUACAACACUAAGGAUUCGCAUGCAAGCUCGGUUCAAGCCUCGAAUCAAGGCAACGAAAGAAGAGAAAGCGAAAGAGAAGAUCAGCCGAAAGGAACUAGAGGAGGCUGUAGGUAGGCGGCUUGAAGAGGAUGAAGUCCGAAAUCUAAAGAGGGCGAGAAGGGAAGGCGACUACCACGAACAGUUGCUAGACUUGAAGACUAAAAACAAGCACGACAAAUACGGUUGAAGGACGCG
Messenger RNA from Annulohypoxylon maeteangense, 890 nucleotides. Its product is annotated as actin-crosslinking protein. Bases 76 to 882 code for a protein of 268 amino acids. The transcript has 2 exons. Lineage: Eukaryota; Fungi; Ascomycota; Sordariomycetes; Xylariales; Hypoxylaceae. The record is from RefSeq and is a predicted model, not a curated record. Gene Ontology annotation, molecular function: actin filament binding. Gene Ontology annotation, cellular component: striated muscle dense body; nucleolus; catalytic step 2 spliceosome.